AAUCGCCGCCGACCUAAUUAAGGGCUUUUGCGAGGUAAGGACCAGGUCGCUGGGCGCGAUAGCGCAGAGACAAGCUCAACAACCACAGCAAUCACUCCGCGAACGCACGCGCACUCGUUUGGCCCAGCCAGGCCCCAGCCUAGACCCAAGGCUCCAGCGCGCGCAGCGGCCGCCGCGGAGCAAACAACAAAAGAUGUCGAGCUCCGACAGCGACGACGACGUGCCGCUCGCGCAGAUGCAGGCGCAGAGUUCCUCCAGGGAGGCGCGCGACGGCGACGGCGACGCGGCGAUGGCGGACGCGCCGCCGCCAAAGCCGCCGCCGCCGCCGCCGACGGGCGGCGGCUCCAGCAGCGACUCGUCCGACGACGACGUGCCGCUGUCCAAGCUCCAACCACAAAAAAAAGCCGCGCCGCCGAAGAAGGCGCCGGCGAAAAAACGACCGCCGCCGCCGCCGUCGAGCAGCAGCAGCGACGACGACGACGACGACGACGACGACGACGAGGACUCGUCGGACAGCGACGAGCCCAUCGCUAAAAGAAAACCAGCUCCUAGGCGGCGCUCGGCGCCCAAGAAACGCGUCGUCGAGAGUUCGUCCGGCGACGACUCCGGCGAGGAGGAGUUCGACUUCGACCGCGACGACUCGGACGACUCGGACGACGUGCCCCUCGCGACGCUGGCCCGGAAGAAGUCCGCCGGUUCAGCAAAGAAGUCUCCUGCGCGCAAGCCUGCUUCUCGCAAGGCGCCGACCGCUACCGCGCGGUCCAAGAAGCAAAAGGGCGGGGAAGCGGAGCAGGCGUUCUAUGGCACGUUACGCGGCAAGCUCCUCCAGGAAUUUUUAAGAAGGUGGUGGUACGCCUACGACUGGCCCGCUCCCCAAGCUAUUGACAAGGAACCCGAGGCAGGAUUUGAGAGUCUAGUAGCUUUCCCGGGCGUCCACAUCUGCACGCUCGAAGGCGACGAGCGCUUCGGCAAGGUCCAAGAUCACCGGGACCAUGCUACUUCUCCUUGUUUUCUCAAUUUCUACAAGAAGCCUUCGGCCGAACUGAAAGCGCUGUGUCUCAAGGCCUUCGAGGUCCAGAUGGCGCAGCUGCUGAAGGCGGAGCCGGACAACGAGCGCUACAUCAACAAACUCAAAAGGGAGCAGCGCGAUAUCGAGAGGGUCGACGCGGACAAGGCCGACCGGGAAGCUGUGGCUGCUGUUCGUGAGUAUGAGCGGGCGCGGAAGUAGGCGGUAUCCUCUCCCCUUUUCCGGCCUGGGGGGACUAACAAGUAAUGAAUUA
Molecule: messenger RNA, 1280 nt
Organism: Pelagomonas calceolata
Lineage: Eukaryota; Pelagophyceae; Pelagomonadales; Pelagomonadaceae
Source: the annotation of a GenBank genome assembly